AUGGGUAAUUCUAGCACCGAGAAACAAGUGACUUCUGUAGAAUUAGCCCCUGUAAAUCACGAUGAGACGAAGGGUCCAAAUGAUGCGGUGCCUAAGGGUAACGAUAUUUCCCCUAAUACCGAAUCAGAAAAAAAGAAUUCUGAACCAACAACUGUUGUGGCAGAUGUUAUCCCCUUCGAAAAGAGUAAAAGCGGGACUUCUUGUUGCGCCCGCUUUUGGCAUCAAUAUUUUCCCAUUACGAGCUGGUUGCCCAAAUAUAAGAAGGAGUACUUUUCUUUUGAUCUCAUUGCUGGGCUAACCGUAGGUAUCAUGGCAAUUCCUCAGGGUAUGGCCUACGCGAUGCUUGCCAAUCUUCCUCCCAUCUAUGGACUCUACGGGUGCAUCACCCCCGUGUUCAUGUAUGGUCUGUUCGGCACAUCGAGCCACGUCCACAUCGGUCCCUUCGCUUUAGUCUCCAUGAUGGUGAGCAGCACUCUGUCCUACAUCAACGCCGACACCAACCAAGAGGACUACCUCCUCGCUGUGAGCACGCUGAGCCUGAUCUGCGGUAUUCUCUUUAUCAUUCUCGGUGUUUGCCGCUGUGGCGUGGUCACGCGGCUUCUCUCCGAGACCAUCGUCACCGCCUUCACCACGGCCUCCGCGUUUAACAUCGGAGGCUCGCAGCUGAAGCACUACUGGGGCGUGUCGUGCGACGCGGACGUGUUUCUGGAGAUCAUCCGCACGCUGUUUUUCACGGAGACCCGGAAGUCGUUCAAUUGGUGGGCGUUUUUGCUGGGAGGGUCGGCGACCGUGCUGCUCUACUUGAUGAAGUGGGCCAACAAGAAGCUGCUGCCGAAGAAGCCGGUAGUUGUUUUUGCUGGUGAUCUACAUUCUGGUGAUGUGGAUCUUCGACCUGAAGCAUCGCUGGAAUCUGAAGUAUCUCGGCGACUACGACAUCGUGCGAGGUAUUCUGCUCUCUCCCUUUCCGCUGAUCGUCUAGGCCUUCCCCCCAUGAUCAUCCCCGACUUUAAGAACCUUGAUAAGAUCAUUCCUGGAGCCAUCAUGAUUUGCAUUGUCGGCUACGCCAUCACCGUCUCGCUCGGGAAGAUCUUCGCUCGUCGCUUCGACUAUCCCCUCGACGACAAUCAAGAGCUGGUGGCUCUGGGCGCCGCGAGCGCAGUGGGCGCUUUUUUCUCGUGCUAUCCCCCCGCCGGUUCGCUCUCCCGCUCCGCCCUCGCCGCGAAUUGCGGUACGUUUUUGAUUCUCCGUCGACCUCUAGAGGCGCGCAGCCCUCUGCACAACUUCAUCUCGCCGCUGCUGAUCAUCCUGUGCCUCUUCAUCCUCACCGACGUCAUCAUCUACAUCCCCAACGCCUCGCUCGCGGCCAUCGUGAUCGUGAAUUUGUUCUCGCUGUUCGCCCAGUUCGCCGAGCUGAAGCCGCUCUGGCGCACGUCCUGGGCCGAUUUCCUCUCGUUUCUCGUGUGUCUGGUCCUCACCAUCACGCUGGGGACCGAGGCGGGGCUGAUAGGAGGAGUGGUCUCCUCUCUGCUCUGCCUUGUGAUUUGCAUCCUCGUGGCGCGCAAGCAAGCGCCGGGGGAUGGGAAAGGGCUGGAGCCGUUGACAGUGCCGGAGAAUGUGGGGGUCAUCACGUGUCCGGCUUCGCUGCAUUUUUUGAAUCGCGAUACCUACCGAAAUCGCGUGGAAGCUAGUUUGCCAAGGAAGAAGAUGGUGAUGGAUCUCAGACGCGUGCGAUAUAUCGAUGCCAGCGCGCUGAUCACGCUGAAGGAGCUGCAGAAGCAGUGGAAUAAGAAGGAGGAGCGAAUCUUCUUCGUUGCCGAAACCGACUAUGUGGAGUCGAAAUUGAAGGCCUAUGGAGCCGAUGAUGUUAAAGUUAGAAAGUCCUCAGUGUUGGACAUUACUGGAGAAGGGCAGUUUUCCUCUUCAUAUCUCUUUUCUUUUCUUUUUCUACGUUCUUUUAGAGAUAUGAGAACUUCUGAAGGACAGUCGCUGUUGAAUAAUGAUUAUCAUCGGAAGGAACCGAGACGCUCUCCAGUUCUCUUUUUUGUUAUCGGAGCUUUGUCGUGUGUUGUUGUGAUCUACUUUCUGAUGUCUUCCAUCUCUACUUUCUACACUAGUCACAGUCUCCGCUCAGACUAUUCCAAAUCUAAGAAUUUUGAUCUCUUGAUUGUCGCUGACCUCGAUAAGAAGAGUCGCGUCGACACAGACUCCAAGGGGAAGUGGUAUAGUGUAAUGAAGAAAGGCCAGUUGACCAAGCAGCCGAACGGAACGUUUUCCAUCGAGUGGGUGGAUGAGACAAAGCUGUAUACCAAGAUCAGUGAAGCUGGUCGCGGAAUGGAGUUGAGUGCUUUAGUUCGAUACAAUAACCGCCUCUAUUCAUUUGAUGACCGUACCGGACUCGUUUUUGAGGUGGUGAACGGCAAGGCCAUUCCUCGUCACAUUCUCAUGGAGGGCGAUGGAAACAACGACAAGGGCCAAAAGACGGAGUGGGCGACGGUGAAGGACGGCAAGAUGUACGUUGGCAGCUUCGGCAAGGAGUACACGAAUCCCGACGGUUCGAUCAAGAACACGAACAACAUGUGGAUCAGCAUCAUCGACAGCAAUGGCCACGUCGAGCACGAGGACUGGACCGAUCGUUUUAACAAGCUGCGCGAUGCAGCGGGCUGUCCGUAUCCUGGCUACAUGAUCCACGAAGCGAUUAGCUGGUCGCCUCAUCGCAAGCAGUGGGUGAUUCUGCCGCGUCGUGUGAGCAAGAAGCCGUACGAUGAGAAUCUGGACGAGCGUCGUGGAUCGAACACGGUGAUUCUGGCUUCAGAGGACUUCAGCGAGAUUGAGGUGAGGAAAAUCACGAAGAAAACGCCGACUCGCGGCUUCUCGGAUUUCAAAUUCCUGCCUGGGUCGAAGGACAGCGUGAUUGUGGCGUUGAAGAGCGAGGAGAACGAGGAGGAGAAGACGCAGAACUCGUAUAUUAUGGUGUUUAACUUGGAUGGAACGAUGCUGAUGGAGGAAACGGAGAUUCCUGGAAUGAUGAAAUUUGAAGGACUCGAGUUCAUGUGA
This is a messenger RNA of Blastocystis hominis, 3054 nucleotides long. RefSeq lists its product as hypothetical. The record is from RefSeq and is a predicted model, not a curated record. The transcript has 11 exons. NCBI's taxonomy places the organism in Eukaryota, Bigyra, Opalinata, Blastocystidae. Gene Ontology annotation, biological process: proteoglycan biosynthetic process. Bases 1 to 3054 code for a protein of 1017 amino acids. Gene Ontology annotation, molecular function: GDP phosphatase activity; UDP phosphatase activity; calcium ion binding. Gene Ontology annotation, cellular component: membrane.